AAAAACCCAUAGGAACAUGGCGAAUUCUCUUCCAGGUUUUUGGACUACAAGCUGAACAGCUCUUUUGAUGAACUCAGUUGUAAAAUGGAUCGCUUUUGACUGAAGGCCAGUGAUUGGCUUAUGGUCAGUGAUAUGGAAAUAAGCAAUACAGUAUAUUGACUUCUAAAGGCAGUUUUUGUAUUGUCUAAUCAAUGCUUUACUUGCCUGCCAGAAUAAUGUAAUGCAUUAUCUAAAUUAUUAUGUUUUUUAUGUAGGCCUAUUAUAUUUUAAAUUAUUUUGAUUAAUAAUACUGUUUAUGGAAUUAUCUUUAUUUGGGUGUCUUAAUAUUAUUAAUAUUGUUUUUAUUAUAGUUUGCCAUAGUCAUAAUGCUGUUUUCCUUAUUAUGUAACCACCAUGCAUUGUGCAGAAUAAGCCUUUAGUACAACUAUAAGAGCAGGUAAACAUUUUAUUUUUUAGCCCAUUGUUUUAUUUUCCAUUUUCUUUCAUGCAAUAGUGAUAUUCUCAAGGCCGAUCGAGAUGCUAUCCCUUUAAGAUUACCAGUGCAAUUAAAGCUUUAGCUCUAGAAAAAAAAAUAAAGAGCACAAACAUGGCAUUUCCUACUGAGUCUGAUCACAUGAUCAUUCACUGAAGUCACAUGCACAACAGUCAUUUAUCAUUUAACUCAAGAUGAUGUUUGGGAGGAGUUUACGUGUGGGUAGCAAAGUAUGUUUUCUUUCUGUUUCAAUAGUUAUUGAAAAUAUAUAGCCACAAGAUAAACAGGUUAAGAAAAAGGAUCCUGGGUUAAAUAGUCUGAACUGAACUAACUAAACCAUGGAGGAGGAUUUCCCUUUCAACAAUACUUUAUUUGAUUACUUGUUGACUUUGUUGGGAUUGUUUCUUUAUCUGCUGGAUGUAUGUCUGGACAUUUGGACUGUUGUAUCAUUCUAUCAGGAAGGGGACUAUGGGUAUUUGUCAGUGUUGAUCUUUCUGCUGCUGGGCUCUUCGGUGUUGUUACAGGUGUUCAGCUGGCUCUGGUACUCUGAUGCCUUGGAUAAGCUUGAGACUGGUGUGGAAAAAUUUGUAAACAGGCAUAAAUUAAUCAAACCAGUCCAUGUCCUACAACUUGGAGUCUACUUCAGGUAUGCAGGGGUGGUGGAGAUUUCGACAUACAGCUUUCGUCGACAAACUGAUCGUUUCUCAGAAGGUGUGGCUGUAUUCCUGAACCAUGAUCUUCAGAUGCUUCGACUAAUAGAGACGUUUUCCGAAAGUGCCCCACAACUCACACUUAUGAUCUCUAUAAUCGCACACAGAGGAAAGCUGGAGCUCAUUACAGGAUUAAAAAUCCUCGCAUCAGCUGCUGCAAUUGCCAGUAAUAUUGUCACGUACCACCGCUGCAUGCGCGCAUUUCUUCCUGAACGAUGCCAGCUGGGAUGGACCUCCUCUUUUGUCUAUUUCCUGUGGAACUUGUUGCUGAUCAUUCCACGUGUAACUGCUCUAGCACUCUUCUUCUCUGUACUGCCCUGUUACAUCAUUGCCCACUUCCUGUCUGUGUGGAUGCUGCUGGUUUUGGGGGCUUGGAGCCAGAAAACAGACUUCAUGGAAAAUCGGUAUUGGGAAUGGCUGUACAGAGCAACAGUUGGACUCAUCUGGUACUUCAGCUGGUUUAAUGUAGCCAAAGGAAGAACCAAGGUAAAGAGUAUUGUCUAUUAUUUCAUCAUGGGGCUGGACACAAUGGUGUUGAUGGGCUUGUGGUGCUGGAUGGCAGUAGAGCAAGCGGGCUGUUUGAAGACCUUUGAUCCAUAUAUAGUGAUCCCUGUACUACUAAGUUUGUACAUUUUUGGAAUUGGACUGAGAAUGGUAUACUACAGAUGGCUCCAUCCAAACUGUCUUGAACCGGAAAUAGCUGAGCCACAUGAACUUGAGGAUAUGGGCCGAGAAGCAGCAUGUUAUGUGGUGGAAGAAUCAUCUCAAGAUAUUUUACCUGAACCUCCACCUCCAGCACAACCAAUCACUGGAGUUCACAAGAGAAAGAGGACUAUGGCUGUCAAUUUCUACUCAUAGUUCCUGUUUUAACUUUAGAAAGACUGUUUUUACUUUUUCUCUCACUAAUCCUGUCAUUAUUUAACACAAGUUUUAUUUAUUAAAAAAAUAAUUUAUAAUUGUAGAGUAUUAUAGUUUUUGUUUUUGUUGCACAGGAUAUUAUGGUUAAUUUCUUUGCUUUGUUUUGCACAAAAUAUGAAUCUUUUGCUACAUUGCAUCUAAGAUGACCAUUUGUACAUGAUAUUGAUAGACACAGGUUUUCUUUUAAUGUUUAAUCACUACAUGCAACAGACAUGCUUAUACACUGUAAAAAAAUCUUGUUUCAACUUAAAAAAAGAUGAGUUUGCAUUGCUUUAAAAUUUUAAGCUGCCAGUUUAAAAGUUUUAAAACAGAACAUGAAGUUGACUUUAAUCAAUAGAACAUUAAGUUCAAUGAGCUUAAUCUCUUUUUAAGUAAACUUGACUUUCUUAGUUUAAUCAACUUAAUUCUAAUUCAAUUUAAACUUAAUAUAAAAGUUUAAUAACUUAUAAUAUCACUUAAUAUUAUUGAUACCCAUAUAAGUUAUUAGGGCUAUCCUAUUGUCGGAGGUAAAAUAAAUUAACAAUCGAUGAUCAGAGACCAAAUUCUGAUCCUCUAAAAUAUUCAGACUUAAGCUAGUCUAAGAGACAUGCAUGGGCCUUAAUACUUUUCACACAAAUCACAAUGAUGGUGACAAUCAUCAAACACAUGAGAGCCAUAACUAAUUGAAGGGUUGAUCCGUAAGUAAUUGAUUCUGUAUGGCCCAAUUUGUACAAUUUUGUAAAACAACAUUUUCAGACAUUUUCAUUAAUAUUUUUCAAACUCUUAUGUGAUGCAUUGUGUAGUUCCAUUAAUACUAAUUAUACAGGCAUGUUUUGGAUUUAUGUAGCAAAGCACAGAAAUAGAGACAGCUAAAGAACAAAAUACUUGAGUAACAGUUAUUUAAAAUAAUAUCAAUAUGCCCAUUUAAACUCAAAUUUACCAUUAACAUUUACUCUUGCAAAUAUUUGUGUGGAUAUACACAGUCUACAUCGUCCUUAGAAUAUAAGAAUACAAAUCUAAAUUGCAUCCCCAAUGAUUAAUCUGAACUAGUGAUAUAACAGAUUGCAAUAUUUAACAUGAGCAUUGACUUCCAUGCAUAGCAAUGAAAGAUGAAAUCUUGCACAAGCACUGGAAAUUCCAUGUAAAUAUAACAACAUUAGCAAACAAACACAUGAAGACCACACCCACUGCAUGUGGUCUUGAGUCCCAGAACUGAUGUAAUAUCAGUUAUAAUAAGUAUUCCAUGCCAUGAAAAUCCAGACGACAAAGUGAAAGCAAGACAAAGCAAUGCAAAUAUCCUAAUGAGUGAACCCCAAGAAACCUGUCAAGAACAAAUCUGGUUAUAUUUCACCCCAAAAUCAAAAGACAAAAAUAAAUUAUAUAUAUAUAUAUAUAUAUAUAAUGAAGCCUAUUUUAGGACCAUUAAGAUUUUUUUGCAUUGUGACAUUUUCAUUUUAAUAAAACACAUUCACCAAUCAAUUCCCGUUACCGUAAUGUAAUUUGGACGUUUUAAUAUUUUAUAAUUCCUAUUAUUUUCAAAAAUGUACUGUAAGACAACAGUUUUUAAAUCAAAGGCAGUACAACAAACUCUACCAAGAUCUGUCAAGAAAUUGUCCUGGCCCAACUUACUCCAAAAUAAAAAGAAACAAUUAAGAAAUUAUAUUUUGCAUACAGAAAAUGAAAGUUAUUUGUAGGCCUAUUAAGAUUUUUUUUACAUUGUGUCAUUGCUUUCAUGACAAUUACGUACAUUUUACCCCCAAUUCUCAUUAUUGCAAUGUGAAAAAUGAUGGUCUUUAUUGUAUUCUCAUUACUGCAACCUAAAAACGAUAUAUUAUUUAAACUGUAAAGUAUUUACACAUCAUAGUAGUUCUCCCUUGGUAUUGGCUUUGAUUUUAAUAUAAAAAUAAAUAAAAAAAAAUUUUUUUUUACUGUAAUAUAUAUAUAUAAAAUUUCAUGAGAAUUACCAGUUUAAAUACUUUACAAUAAAAAAAAAGGAUAAAUUGCAUUACAGCAAUGAGAAGGGGGAGAAUGUGCUUAGAUUCAUCCCAUUAUGAGCCAGAGAGAAACAAGCAAAGCAGUUGAGCCAGCCUCAAAGUGUUUAUUGAAAUUAUGCAAAACCAAGAACAUAAACAGUGUAGGUACUGGCAUUUGCAGAAAUCAUCCAGUAACAGUUCGAAUACGGCAGAAAUUUCUCCUACUGUCCUAAAAGCUUCAACAAACAUGUUCACUGGCUACAAGAGCUGAUAGAUGCCUUGAUUGUCUAUGCAUUAGUAAUAAAUCCCAAUGUCUCAUGAUGAUACAAUUAUAUGGCAACUAAUUGUAGUUAGACAGUAUACAGGGACCAGGUCAUUUUUCCUGAAAAAUGCAUGAAACAACUGAUAAAGUAGGACAUAGAAAAAAGCACCAGAAGAGUAGAGCUGUUUUCAUGAGUCAAGUGAAAGAAUAACAGGAUUUGAUUGGCAGGAAAUGAAAGAGUCUGUGAUGUCAUAAUACAGUCAUUUAUGAAAAGACACAAGAGAGAACAUUAGAAGUCAGCAUACAUCAAAAGCACCAAACUAGAAGAAAAUUACACAAAACGGCACUGGGCUAUGACUUAAAGUUAACACUUCACCAGAAAACAAACAAAAAUACAAACAUAUGUUCGUCUUAUUUCAGUAAUUCCCUGUAAGGUAAUACAUUUACUGAAUGGUGAUUAUAUUUAAAAAGGCACAAUAUAAAUAUGUACAAGAAAAGAAAUGCACACACAGUCACGCACACACAAAUGAAGAGUACACAUUCUUAAUUGUCAAAGCUGCUUGCGUAAAAUGCUUUUUCUUCAGGCUCAGUAUUGUUCAGUCAAAAUCUCACAGCGGCCAGGAAUAUUACCCAUUCUGCUCGCAAAACUACCAAACAACACACAAUAAAAUGAUUCGAAUCACUGACCAGAAAUGUAUUGCACAUUAUCAAAACAGUUUUCUCCCAAAUUUGUUAAAAUUUAAGAAAAUAUCACAGGCUGGGGCCCCAAAGCGUCAAUUUCACAGCUAAUUUUGGACGUAGCCAAAGUGAGAGGCAAGAGGUCAUUUUAUAGAAAGCCUCAAAAUUCAAUAGUCAUUUAUCCUUUAAAGGAAUAGUUCACCCAAAAAUGAAAAUUCUCUCAUCAUUUACUCACCCUCAUGCCAUCUCAGAUGUGUAUGACUUACUUUCAUCUGCUGAACACAAAAUAAGAUUUUUAGAAGAAUAUUUCAGCUCUGUAUGUUCAUACAAUUCAAGUGAAUGGUGAUCGGGCCUUUGAAGCUCCAAAAAGGAGAUAAAGUCAGCAUAAAAGUAAUCCACAUGGCUCCAGUUGUUUAUUCCAUGUCUUAAGAAGCAAUCCAAACGUUUUUGGGUGUGAACAGACCAAAAUAUAACAGUUUUCACAAAAAAUCGUGACAUUAGCAGUGUCCUUAGUGAUCAUGGUUUCAAGCUCAAUUUCACUUCCUAUAGCACCAUCUAGCACUAGGAAGUGUAAUCGAGUUUGAAAUCAUGAUCGUGCCUAGAGACGAGAAAGAUGUACAGUGAAAAAGGUGUUAUAUUUUGGUCCGUUCUCACCCAAAACCAACUGAAUUCUUUCAGAAGACAUUGAUUAAACCACUGGAGUCUGAUGGAUUACUUUUAUGCUGCCUUUAUGUGCUUUUUGGAGCUUCAAAGUUUUGAUCACCAUUCACUUGCAUUAUAUGGACCUACAGAGCUGAAAUAUUCAUCAAAAAAUCUUUGUGUUCUUCAGAAGAAAGAAAGUCUGGGAUGAAAUGAGGGUGAGCAAAUGAGAAUUUUCCUUUUUGGGUGAACUAUCCCUUUAAUUCAAGGGGGAAAAGGGUAACUGAAUGUGGUUAGUUCAUGUGGCUCAUAAUUGCUUUACACAUGAGCUGAGGCUUUUUACAAAAAAACAGCCACAAAUCACAUCUACAGAGACCUACAUUUUUUUAAGGUUGUUCUCUGCUCUCCCCCCUUCGAAAGGACACUUUAAAGUUUAUCUAAAAGGCCAAAAAGAAAAAUUCUGUCAUUUGCUCACCUUUAAGUCAUUUCAAACCCAUUACGACUUUUUUAUUCUGUGAAAAAGUGCUUGAUUUGAGCUCCAAAAAGGACAAAAAAAGCACCUUAAAUCGUUGUUCAUAGAAUCUUUCUCUUCGCUGUAGCUCUCAAAUCUCAUUUGCAUUUGUGUCCAUUAAAAAAAUGAUGUGUAAAGACACAUUGCACAAAGUCAAAUCUCACUGGUUCUCACAUGUCUUGUAACUGCUUGGGACAAAACAUAUUUGAAUAUGCAGGUGAUUGAGAUCAACAGAGAAAAGGAAGACUAACAGUGAAUAAUGACUACGACUUCAGUAUGUUCCUACAGAAAAAUAUCAUAUGGUUUCAGAAGACUUUGAAUAUCCUCAUACGGACUACUUUUAUGGUGACCAGGAAGAAAGUCAUAUGGAUUUGAAACAACAUUAAGGCGAAGAAACAAUUUCUGGAUUAACUAUUUCUUCAAGAUACUAAAGGGAGAUAAUGAGCAAAAAAUAAAUAUGGUUAUAUCACUGGACAUUUUCAGUCAGAAAUGUUUAACUUUGCCCAAUAAAAAAAAAAAAAAAAAAGAAGCAGAUUAAGUCUUCAAGAAAAAAUGCAUGCAGUUUAGGAAAAA
Myxocyprinus asiaticus (Chinese sucker) is the source of this 6715-nucleotide messenger RNA. RefSeq names its product XK-related protein 8-like. The coding region runs from base 811 to 2040 and encodes 409 amino acids. NCBI's taxonomy places the organism in Eukaryota, Metazoa, Chordata, Actinopteri, Cypriniformes, Catostomidae. The transcript is spliced from 3 exons. Gene Ontology annotation, biological process: apoptotic process involved in development; phosphatidylserine exposure on apoptotic cell surface; engulfment of apoptotic cell. The record is from RefSeq and is a predicted model, not a curated record. Gene Ontology annotation, cellular component: plasma membrane.